Archocentrus centrarchus (flier cichlid) is the source of this 2366-nucleotide messenger RNA. It is a transcript of the gene il13ra2, whose product is annotated as interleukin 13 receptor, alpha 2. Gene Ontology annotation, molecular function: protein binding; cytokine receptor activity. Gene Ontology annotation, biological process: cytokine-mediated signaling pathway. Bases 127 to 1341 code for a protein of 404 amino acids. The transcript is spliced from 10 exons. The record is from RefSeq and is a predicted model, not a curated record. NCBI's taxonomy places the organism in Eukaryota, Metazoa, Chordata, Actinopteri, Cichliformes, Cichlidae. Gene Ontology annotation, cellular component: external side of plasma membrane.
UGAUGGGGAGGGUUACAAAUGCAGCAGUCCACCCACGCUGUGCCAGUCUGUUACGCUGUCUCUGAACCUGCUGCAGCAGGAAAACGGCGCUCUUAGCCAACAAUCACUCUUGAUUAUAAACUACUGAUGGCGAGAAAAUACGGGCUGACUUGCACAGCUACACUGAUGCUGCUUUUAAUCACCCUGAAGGAGCGCAUAUAUUGCAAUGGACUUACAGUGAAUCCUCCGGAGAACCUUGUAAUAACAGACCCUGGACAUCUUGGACAUUUGGAGAUUGCAUGGAAUCCCCCACACAGCCUGACUAACAUGACAGAGUGCUCAGUACGAUAUCAGCUGGAGUAUUACAACAGCUACCGGGACAGCUGGGCUGGCGUCAGGACAGAUAAAAUGACCUUCAGUGCUCAGUUUGACCUUAUGAAAGAUGUUAGAGUGAGAGUGUACACCUUGCUGAGUGGCCCCUGCACCAACAACACUAUGAUCAAGAGCACAGAUUACACUGAACUCAUCCAGAAACCUGCCAACACAGGUGUUCUGGGUACUGAAGCCCUGGAUUUUACCUGUGUGUUCCACAACAUGGAGUACACGGAGUGCGAGUGGAGAAGAAGUGAAAAGAUGCCAGCCAACUCCCAGCAUGAGCUAUAUUUCUGGCACAAAGAACUGGGACAGGCCGUGAAAUGCCCAGAGUACAUCAAAUCAGGUGGCGUCAGGAGAGGCUGCAAAUUCAGAGAUGAAUCACUCCCUUUAUUCACUGAUAUCAACUUCUGUUUAAAUGGAACCUCUGAUGAGGGGCCACUAAAACCAACAUUUACCUCCCUGCAAAUCCAAAACCACGUAAAGUGUGCAGCCACAGAAAAACUGCAUCUACAAACAGGUCCAGACAAGUUAGAACUACACUGGGAACAUCCCGAUGGGAAGGUUCCUGGCCACUGCCUGGAAUAUGAGGUGGAACACAAUCAAGAGGGACCUGGUGGAAAACAAUCAUCGACAGAUUCUCUGGCAGAUGGACAGACAAGCCUGACUUUGUCCUCCAUCGACAGCAGUAAGAGACACUGUUUUAGGGUCCGGUCCAAGGUGCACAAGUAUUGUGCAACCACGAGCUAUUGGAGCGAAUGGAGUCAUCCAGUAUGUCAACCAGAGGAGAAAGAAGUGACACCUGACCCAGAAUGGGAUGGCGUACCUGUCUACGUCUACAUUGCUGUUGCCAUCAUUGCCACACUGGUGCUGUCUCUGUGCACGUGGGCAGUGUUCAAACUGAAAAAACCAGCACAAGAAAAGAAGGUGGAGUCUCUGCUUACAUCCCUGUUUGCCAAAAGUCCCCUUCUUGGACCCACAGAGGUCUAAAAAGGCAAGAAACCCUGCACCUGCAUCCCUCUCAAAGAGGACCUCAGUUAAAUAUUUCACAGUUGCACUCUUCAUCGGUCAUUCUUCGGAUUCUGUAGUUACAAAUUACACAAUGAAGCUCUCAAAGAUGGCAUAGCAUGCAGACAGCGAGAAUGUAACCACUGCUAACACAUUCCAGAAGAUAUUACAUUUAGACUGAAGGUUAUAGUUUGUAUGUGUUUCUUUUCACAUCCAACAUUUACAGAACCAUUAUAUUAUUCCAGUAUAUUAUAUUUUUGUAUUUAUCUUUCUAUAACAAUGUUUAACGUACAUGUAUGAUUUCAGAUGUCAGGUUAACUGGACUGUUACAGUGUACCACAAAGUAUCCCAUCAUUGAUGCCUUUGUUUUAGCUUUUUUUUUUUUAGCAACACUUGGAUACUGAUUAAGCAAGCAGAAAGUACUUUGGGGUUUUGUUUUUAAUGUUUUACUACUUAGCAGAUUUCUUGCCAGGUUUCACAUGGGUUUAUUUGAUGUUGUGGAGAAAUAACAGUUUGAGUGAAAUCUGUUUUUUGUUUACCUCAUGCCUUUAUUCUUGCCAGACAGCUUCUACAAUAAAGACUUUGUUAUUUUUGUCUAAAUGCUGUUUAAUAAAUGUUAAAUGGAUUUCAGCACUAAAACACUUCAGGUCAAGGAAGUUUUCAGAAACCUAAAGAAGAGUGAAAUAAAUGGAAGAAAUGAACAUGUUAGCUAUUAGUUAAAUGCCACGUCUUUGCCAGUUUUUUUUUUUUUUUUGGAGGUUUGAUAUGUAACCAAACAAAUCUGCAAAACAAUGGUACUAUAUUUGUUUUUGUGCAACACUUGCCAAACACAAUUUAUUGUAUUAAAUCACAGAGUUAGCCUGAUGUUUUAGUGAGCUCCGUGCAACAUAAAAAAAAUACCUUUUGGUUGCCUUUAUUUGUUCCUAAUAGCUUAAAAAUAACCAAAAAAAUACACAAAUAAUGAAUGUAUGAUUUUAAAAAUAAAUGACUCACAUAUAUCUUUUUGA